GCGCGACGUUCUGACCGGACGCCUCUCGCGCCCAAUACGCCGUUUGUUUACGUCUUGGAAGUCUUUCCUUUCAUCGGCGCUGGGGACAUCGGCACCUUGGUUGUUCACCGACGACUUCGGUUCUCAAUAUUGCACCCAUGUCCGAAUUGGACUCCACCGACAAUGCGGAAUUCUCGCCAGCCGAAGUGGGCGACGGGGAGGGCGACCGUCCCGGCGGUCUCCGUCGAGCGGCAUCGACAUCGCCCCUAGCAGUGCGCGUCCAGCAGCCGGCACCGCCGUCGACCGACCCGGACGAAGACACACGUUGGCUCUGGUACUUGUUCGCCAGCUGCAUGGUGCUUGCUGUAUUUGCCCUGGGCGUGGCCUUGUACGGGCUGACGCGGACGGACCGCAAAGCACACGGAUUUUGGAGACCGCUUCAAGCGCCCGCUGCCCAACCGACGCCAGCGGAGGGGCCCGCGCCACGCGAGCCAACAUUCGAGCCACCACCAUACGAAGACGUCACGGUUACGAAAGAAUUCGUUCCUCUGGCAGCCAACAAGCGGGUGCCUGUGGUGUGCACCGUGAGCAACGCGUUCGGCGCCGACGGCGUACUCCCGGCGGACGGGGUGUGCGACGCGCUCUUCUACGACUCGCUCUACCGCGACGACCGCAACAAGCUGCCCGGACCCUACGACGGAGGCCUCGAACGCUUCCUGGACCUGGGCCGAGCAAUGCAGUACACGGGUUUCGGCGUCUCCUUCGACGUGCUUAUGGACGUUCGCAAUUUCGACGUGACAUCGCCCAGUUUCACGUCCGGCAUCGUCGAGCUGUGGAACAGAGGAGUGAGCCACUUCGGCGCACUUCGGGUGUACGGUACCGGAAACGGAGAGGAUGACGUCAUCAAAUUUCUGUACUUCCUGCAGGCGGUAGAAAAGAAGAUCCAGGAGACAAUGACUGACAGCCGUCCCUAUUACACGGUCAUUGGCGUGAGCUACCAUCCAGAUGCUUCUUACGAAAAGGUUAUACAGCAUAUGAAGAAGGUCUUCAAGCCGUUCAUAUACGUCGUCGUAAUUCACGUCCCCUACCUGGAUAAGGAGCUCCCGACGUGCCUUAUUCUGCCCCCGACGUUGCUGGAGAACCCGGCGGAAGCCACCUCAUCCAACCAGCCGUCUGUGAUGGAGGCGAUGCGCCACGUCGAGCGCAUGCGCGGCCACGAGCUUCACCUGCCGGUGACCAUCUCGUUCACGCUGCGAGCCCGCAUCUACAGGCCAGCGUCCGUGCGUAGCACUUCCUUCUACGAGCCGUUCCAGAAGUGCCGGGACUACAGCGGCGACAGCGACGUUUCGCCGGCGUCGGUUUGCAAGGGUCAGUACGGCUCAAACUUCAACUACUUCAAAGACGGGGAGUCCGCCUUUGCCUUUGAUACACAGCAAGAACUAACAAUCACGUACGACACGGAUAUAACGAUCAGAACAAAGGUCUGCAGGGCAAAGCUGGCCUACCCGAACGUGCCGUUCGGCAUCGCCGCCUUCGACAUCAACCUCGACGUCGCAGACUCGGCAUGCUACUCGUUGCAGAUCGAAGCCGGCAAUUUCACCCGGCUCAAGGUGCUGAGCAGCCUGAACGACUACAUCUCCGGAUACCACUGGAAUUUCGAUCAGUGCAUGAACUCAAUUUGAACAGCCCCGCGGCGUUUUUUCGUCGCAGGAGUAAUCAGACUUAUCGCAGUGCCCACGGCAAGGCACUGACGGUGUUAUAAUAAAUAUUCGGGCACUUUGAUUUUCACAA
Dermacentor albipictus is the source of this 1770-nucleotide messenger RNA. RefSeq lists its product as uncharacterized. The record is from RefSeq and is a predicted model, not a curated record. NCBI's taxonomy places the organism in Eukaryota, Metazoa, Arthropoda, Arachnida, Ixodida, Ixodidae.